AUGGCAAGCUACGAAGAGAAACAUGCCUCGGCGAUGAGUCGGCCAGAGAAGUCCGUCAACUUGACGGACACUUCGCUCAACAGCUCAGGAUCAGACUCUGACCUGGCUGCUACGAGACAGAGAAUUCUUGAACAGCAAGAACUUGAGAAGACAGAGCCCCCUGUCCUACCUAUCACUACCCUCUUUCGAAGGAACAAACUCAACAAAAACCUUGACCAACUGGCUACUCAACCAUCUGUCUAUGACGAUCCAGAUCUAGCAAAAUACUUCCAGCCUACCGCAAAGUACGAGAACCUGCAUCGUUUUGAUCCUUCAGCACGAUGGACAUGGGGUGAAGAACUUCCUCUCAUCAACAAAUUGGAUUGGAAAAUCACACUUUGGGCAUGCGUUGCCUUUUUCUCUCUUGACCUCGACAGAGGGAACCUCAGCCAGGCCAACACAGACAACUUCCUCGAAGAUCUAGGACUUGAUACUAAUGAUUUCAACUUGGGCAACACUGUCUUCAGACUAUCCUUUCUUUGUGCUGAAUUGCCUUCUCAGCUUAUCAGCAAGAAGUUGGGACCUGAUCGAUGGAUUCCGACCAUCAUGUGCCUGUGGAGCAUUGUGGCCGCCUCUCAGUUCUGGCUCAGUGGUCGGUCGAGCUUUCUAACCUGCCGUGCUUUGCUGGGCCUUCUGCAGGGCGGUUUUAUUCCCGAUGUCAUCCUCUACCUUUCGUACUUCUUCAAAGGAACCGAGCUCCCAUUCCGCCUGGCUCUCUUCUGGACCAGUCUCCGUGUCACUGACAUUGUUGCCCCAAUCCUGGCAUUCGGCCUCCUCAGACUACGAGGCCUGCACGGAUACGAGGGUUGGAGAUGGCUCUUCCUGCUCGAAGGCCUCUUCACCCUCUCCAUCGGCAUCUGGUCCUGGUUCAUGAUGGCUGCCUCGCCGACGCAGACCAAAUCAUGGUGGAACAAGAAGGGGUGGUUUACCGAGCGAGAGGAGACCAUCAUGGUGAAUCGUAUCCUGCGCGACGACCCCUCAAAAGGCGACAUGCACAACCGACAGGCUGUCGACUUCAAGCUCCUCUGGAAGUCUUUGUGUGACUACGAUCUAUGGCCAAUGUACGCCAUCGGUCUGACCUUUUUGAUUCCCGCCGGGCCGCCGGACUCGUACCUCACCCUGACGCUUCGAACGCUCGGCUUUGGCACGUUCGACUCGAAUUUGCUCAGCAUCCCCACGCAGGUCCUGGGUGCCAUCACCAUGCUUCUCCUGACGUAUUAUUCGGAAAUCUUCAACGAACGUACAUUCUUCGGCAUACUUGCCCAGGUCUGGUUGCUUCCGUGCCUGAUCGCUCUCAGGACGUUGAAAGAUGACACGUCGCCUUGGGCAAGGUUUGCCGUCCUGACGGUGUUGCUGUCCUAUCCCACAGCCCACGCCAUGCAAGUCGGUUGGUGUAGCCGCAAUUCCAACACUGUCCGAACGAGGACCGUCUCGGCAGCCGUGUACAACAUGUUUGUACAAGUAGGAGGCAUCAUCCACGCCAACAUCUACCGCCAGGACGAUCGUCCCAACUGUAAGCUCAUGCAACCUUGCAGACAGAGCAGCUGA
Molecule: messenger RNA, 1587 nt
Organism: Verticillium alfalfae VaMs.102
Lineage: Eukaryota; Fungi; Ascomycota; Sordariomycetes; Glomerellales; Plectosphaerellaceae
Exons: 8
Coding region: 1-1587 (528 amino acids)
Biological process (GO): transmembrane transport
Cellular component (GO): membrane
Molecular function (GO): transmembrane transporter activity
Source: RefSeq, a predicted model, not a curated record